AUGUGGCACAUGUAUUGGUGCUGUGGAUACAAAAUUUGGCUGUGCUUUCUGUGGAGGGACGUGCAAGUAUCGCCCUUGAGUGCCCCAGUUGAAGGUCACACCAAGGUCACCAUCAAUGGCACCAAUUUAGGCACCUCUGAUGCCAGCAUACCCACUGUUAGACUGGCUGGGGUGGCCUGUAGACCUGUUGUAGAAGAAUAUGUGGUCUCAAAGCGAAUUAUGUGUACGGCAGCUGAAGCUCCAGGCAGGUUGGGCAGGAAUGGUUCCAUAGAGAUCCAGAUUCAGGGUUUAGGCAGGGUGUACAACUACUCCAAACAGUUCAGAUAUGUGGACCCCAAGCUUGAGGCAGUGUUCCCAGUGAAAGGCCCCAUGUCUGGCGGCACCAGGCUGACUGUGAGGGGGAAAGAUCUUAACGCUGGCAACUUGGACAAUAUCAGCCUAAACCUGGGGGAGGAAAUGUUGCCUUGUGUCCUAGACAGAAGUAGCAUUGGUAGCCAUUCCACCAUAUGUACCACUCUAGGGGUCAGUAGGCCAAAGGUUGUUACCUCUGUCAGGGUGUUCUUUGACGGCAAUGUUAGAAUGCUGGACCAGGACCCCUUUACGUACACUGAGGAUCCUGUGGUGGAGAAGAUAAUGCCACUAACCAGCUUCAUCAGCGGAGGGCGGAAUUUGACGGUCACUGGGAAGAAUUUUGACUCGAUUCAACAGCCAAAGAUGUUUGUAUGGAAUGGAAAGGAAAAGUCGCAAACAACGAAUUGCCUCCAUCAACCAGAAAUGUCAGGCACCGUAUUAACAUGUCCAUCGCCCAGAGCGCCCAGCGGGAUUAUCGCAUCGGUCCCCGACACUCUAGGUUCCCUGCGGUUAAGGAGACAGUUGGACACCAAUGAUGCCGUGGAGAUCGGUUUUAUAAUGGAUGGAGUGGUAGCAGUGCAAAAUUUAACCAACAUAGCUUCAACUCUUCAAUAUGUCGUGGACCCGUUGUUCCAGAAAUUGACCAGCGACGGUUCUAGUGUGAAAUACCAAAAUAACAUUAACUUCGUAAUACGUGGAAAAUAUAUCAACCUUGCUGCAAGUAAACCAGAUGUGAUUGUUCUGAUUGGUGGACAAAAUUGUAACGUCACCGCUUUGACUCAAAGCGUUCUCAUCUGCACGCCGCCAUAUUUUGACUAUGGAGAUAAACUGGUGACCAUACAUAUAGGUAACUUACAUUACCAAGUGGGAUAUCUAAACUAUGGGGAUCCUCCAGUAAGUUAUGGCUGGAUAGCUGGGUUAAUUGUCCCUGUUGUUAUUCUAUCAGUCAUUGGAAUCAUCACUAUAGCCGUAGUCUAUAAAAGACGUUCAAAACGCACAACUACCAAUCACAAUGGCGCCAAUGCCACGGAGUACCUCGGUCUAAGCAGUCAAACCACACCGCCACGUGCUGUCCACACGAUAGAGGAUGCCUUGGCGCUUGUGAAGGAUGGCGACUUAAAAGCUGCUUUAAAGCCUGUACUUGUGUGCAGAGAGAGGAUUAAACUUGGGAAGUUAUUAGGCACAGGACACUUUGGAUGCGUAUUUGAAGCGAUUUAUGAGGACAGCGACCAUUACAACCCCUCUAAAGUAGCGGUGAAAACUUUCCAAGGGAAGGGAGCAGAUAUUCAGCACCUAGAUGAAUUCCUCAGAGAAGCAGCUCUGAUGACGUCAUUUCGCCAUGAUCACGUGUUGGCACUUCUUGGAAUAUGCUUUGAAGUCGACGGCAACCCCAUGAUUGUAUUACCAUAUAUGGCCAAUGGAGAUCUUAAAUCUUACAUCGAAAAUUCAAAGAAUGCACCUACUGGACUACAGCUGCUGCAGUUUGGUUUGGACGUAGCCCGGGGCAUGGAAUACCUUGCUGAAAACAAAUUUGUCCAUCGGGAUUUAGCUGCCAGGAACUGCAUGCUAGAUGACCAACUGCGCGCCAAGGUGGCCGAUUUUGGCCUGACUCGCGACGUAUACACCACUGAAUACUACAGUUCCAGAGACAAGCAGGCCAAGUUGCCGGUGAAGUGGAUGGCGCCGGAGUCCAUGGAGAGGAACGUCUACACAUUUAGAUCUGAUGUGUGGUCCUAUGGCGUGCUACUUUGGGAGCUGUUCACCCGCGGUAAGGUACCGUAUCCUGGUGUGGAUGGAUGGGAUGUUCUACAGUUCCUUAAACUUGGGAGAAGAUUGGACCAACCAGACUACUGUCCUCAGCACGUGUAUCAGCUCAUGCUGAAGUGCUGGUCGUGGGAGCCAGAAGAGCGGCCAGACUUCACCUCUAUUGUAACACUUAUAGAGGAGACAGUGAGAGAUAACACGGAAGUUGGUGGAGAACCUGGUCACACAGAACGUGGGGGUAGGGAGGAUAAUUACCACGCAUAUAUUGAAGUGGUCUAAUAACAGACAGGAUAUAUUAUUUGUAGAUCUAUGCAAUUGAAUCCAGAUCACUUUUGGACCGUGAUUUUCAAUAAGUUUUGACGAUGACAAUGCUGCUUUUGUAUUUGCCUGCCAAGCAUGUCAAAUAAUUUUAUAAUUAAAUAUAUCAUUCUGUUUAACAAAAUAAAUACUUCCAUUCCUACCUCCCUCUAAUUUGGAUAUUGGAGGCGGUCACCUAAUUUUACCAAAUAUUUGCUGUCUCAACGCAUGUGGCGCACAGUGUUCUUUAGGAUCUGUAUUAUCACCUGAUGUGCAUAGCAUGUAAGAACAAAGUUGGCCCAAAGGGUGCGUGAAAUCAUGGACAAAGUAAAUCAUUUAAUGAUAUUGAAUAUUUAAUAAUUGAUGAGCAUAUUGUGAAUCCAGUUAAUUCUGCCAAUAGGGAAUUUAAUAAAAUAAUGUCACAUGGUGUACGUUUUCCGGCUUAGAUACAAAACCCAACACCUACUUGUGGCAAGCUAUUGUCGCUCCAGUGAUGUCUUAUGGUCAUAAUGCCUUACGUACUAUGUCCAAGCGUCUAAAGAUUAUCGGUAAACUUCAAAACAGACAAAUACCAUUUAAUGGGCCUAAGGCCUAGAUCUCAUGCCUCUCACCAUUUACAUAUCCAUAAGUUUCAAAAGCAAUGGGUGAAAGGGCUGACGGUUUAAAGUAUUUAGUUCGUGUUUAUGUAGUGUGAUACAUUUAAAUAAACAUUGAAACUGGAAUCAGAUUUUCUCCCACAUACUGUAGCAUACUGUUGCCAUUUCGACUGCAUCGGUUUCCAAAAUGCGAUAGCU
Lingula anatina is the source of this 3206-nucleotide messenger RNA. Its product is annotated as hepatocyte growth factor receptor. NCBI's taxonomy places the organism in Eukaryota, Metazoa, Brachiopoda, Lingulata, Lingulida, Lingulidae. Gene Ontology annotation, cellular component: signaling receptor complex; plasma membrane. The record is from RefSeq and is a predicted model, not a curated record. Gene Ontology annotation, molecular function: transmembrane receptor protein tyrosine kinase activity; ATP binding. Gene Ontology annotation, biological process: positive regulation of kinase activity; cell surface receptor protein tyrosine kinase signaling pathway; multicellular organism development.